This is a messenger RNA of Colossoma macropomum (tambaqui), 1580 nucleotides long. It is a transcript of the gene yaf2, whose product is annotated as YY1 associated factor 2. The transcript has 4 exons. Gene Ontology annotation, cellular component: nucleus. Gene Ontology annotation, biological process: positive regulation of DNA-templated transcription. Bases 137 to 685 code for a protein of 182 amino acids. Gene Ontology annotation, molecular function: transcription coregulator activity; DNA binding. The record is from RefSeq and is a predicted model, not a curated record. Lineage: Eukaryota; Metazoa; Chordata; Actinopteri; Characiformes; Serrasalmidae.
CGGUCACGUGACCGCCGUCCUCGUAACUGGACUUUUCUCCGGCAGUGAGCUUCGGAGCUCCGCUGUCUCACAGAACAACAAACACAAACCGACCGAGCCGACAAACAGCGGACCAACGGACGAGAGUCUGACUAGCAUGGGAGACAAGAGGAGCCCGACGAGGCCGAAGCGGCAGUCCAAACCCUCAUCCGACGACGCCUACUGGGACUGUAGUGUGUGCACGUUCAGGAACAGCGCCGAGGCGUUCAAAUGCAUGAUGUGCGAUGUCCGCAAGGGCACGUCGACGCGGAAGCCUCGUCCUGUCUCCCAGCUGGUAGCACAGCAAGUAACGCAGCAGUUUGCUUCGCCCACUCAUCCCAAGAAAGAGAAGAAAGAGAAGACGGAUAAGGAGAAAAAUGAGAAGGAACCCAUGUUGAAAAGGAAUAACCACAAGAAAAUGAGGCCCAGGUUGAAAAACGUGGACAGGAGCAGUGCUCAGCACCUGGAGGUGACUGUGGGCGACCUGACAGUUAUCAUCACAGACUUUAAAGAGAAAACCAAGCCCUCGUCCAGCUCCUCUUCUAGCGCCACCUCAGCAGACCACCACAGCCAGAGCGGCUCCAGCUCCGACAACACAGAGAGGGGGUUCUCCCGCUCCUCGUCACCCCGGGGGGAGGCCUCUUCAGUUAAUGGAGAGGCCCAUUAAGAGCAGACCCUGUAGCAGACCCCUAACCCCCUCGCACCCGACUGUUCACUUUGCACCUCAACAUGCACAGGAGUGUAUGUGUGUGCACGCCAAGACUUACUGCAAGAUACAGACCGACGCACCACCAUCAAACAACCACCACCGCCACACCUACAGGAUUAAAGCCCAGGAACUGCCAGGACUGAAUGCUCCUGGUCUGUUACAACACAGUCCAUAUGUUACAACACCUACUAGGUCAGCUUCAAUGAACUCUUGGCUACUUUUUACAGGACUUUGAUGAUGAUGAUGGUGAAUUGCAACAAGUCCACACUUGACUGACGGUACAGCGCCAAUAUGACAUGAUAGUAUUAUGCAUCAAACCAGUGUUACCUGUCAAUUUGCAUUUAAACACAGACAUCCAUCUACUUUUGUCUUAUGUACUAAUGUGGCAUGGUUGGGUUACGUUUUUUUUGUUUUGUUUUCAGAAACCAGCGCGGGGGAGGAAGCGAAAUGCCUUUCUGUAAUUGUAACUAACUGUUGAUAACUAACUGUGGUAGCAACAGGAUUUUUUUUCUCACUUGUUUAUUACACCUGCUGGCACUUGGUGUGGUUUUCAUGUGGGGGAAAAAAAGUAUUUUUGUUAUUUGUUGUUUGUUUUUAAUGUCUGAUUUCGAGAGAAUUGCAACAGCGUUUUAGUUCAUCCUUACACCCACAUGUACUGUAACGUGUUAGAACAUUUUUGUUCUUCUCACGAGAUGGUGAAACAAAACAAAAGAACAUUUAUUAGGAAAAAUGGGAAAUGUAUUUGUAAAAUGUUGACUUUGCUUAUUCCCUCCUUUAUAAUGAGCAGUGGUAUAUAAAUAUAUUGCAGUAUAGGAAUUAUCUCUUAAUAAAAUGUAAUAUUUAGACUCCCUAA